Messenger RNA from Colias croceus (clouded yellow), 1313 nucleotides. RefSeq lists its product as uncharacterized. The transcript is spliced from 5 exons. Gene Ontology annotation, cellular component: endoplasmic reticulum; membrane. Lineage: Eukaryota; Metazoa; Arthropoda; Insecta; Lepidoptera; Pieridae. Gene Ontology annotation, molecular function: protein-macromolecule adaptor activity. The coding region runs from base 282 to 800 and encodes 172 amino acids. The record is from RefSeq and is a predicted model, not a curated record.
AUAAAAAUGUCUUGCGCGAUCUUUAUUUUUUCGAGAUCUAAAUAUAAUUUUUACACAUAAAAAUAACUAAUGCAGGUAAAAUGCCGCAGUGCGUUGCACGCUUAAAAUUACGCGCGUUAUUUCUUAGUUAGAAACCUGCUUGCUUAAUUCAAUUAUUGGCUGCUUCAUCGAUGUUCAUUUGUAUCUAGGUAGAUUCUUAUAAAGCCGCUUUUGAAUCAAAAUUAGCGGUGCUAAAACUUGGAACAAUAGUCUAUCGGAACAGGAGAAGUGCUCUUUAAAUUAUGGCAGUUCAAAAUAAAGUUUUGUAUGCGUUCCGCGGAUGGAUAGCCUUCGUUGCCUUCAUGGACUUAGGAACCGCCGGAAGAUCGUACAUUGAGAAGAGAUCUUUCCUUAGCAACAACCCUGAAAAUGAUCAUUUCGACGGUACAAUAUCACGGAUGCUGGGAAUGUUUUCAGUGUUAAAGGCUUUAGCGUUGAUACAUUGCACACUAUACAUACAUUACAGGCCUGUGGUGUCUAUGGGCUACUGGUCGCUAGUGCUCACUAUAAUACUAUAUUUCUCAGAGGCGUUCUACUUCCAUUCGACUACCCUCAAUUUUUACGUCGUAUUCCCCUGCGUGUUGAAUAUUCUCACCCUUUUGGGCUUAAUAUAUUUACCGACUAAAAUAAAACUAUGGGGCACGGUACCGGGCACUUCGGGCAUGGAGAGGGAAGUUGACGAUGAAAACGCCCAAAUUCUCCGUCAAAUGGGCAAUUUUAGACGAAGGAAAGCUGGCAACACUAAGAACAAGCACGUUUGAUUGUCGAACUGUCGCGCAAUUUUAGGCAGUGUGAUGUGCACUUGAUAGGUUAAGGGUGACGUUUGUUAUCUGGGUUGCCAGUUAUCAAGGCAUUGUCUGUUUUUGGGAGUUUUUUUUAUGUUGUUUCUAUGUAUAUUUGUUGUUUGGCAUGUUUUAUUAUUUAGUUUUGAAGGAAAUGACAUAGUUUUACGUUCAUUUAGCUUUUUUAAGAACCCUGACAAAAUGUAGAGAUAUUUUGCAUGUAACCUACACUUCCCUACUUACAAAUUGUAUGCUAAAAAAUGCUUGUCUUUUCUUAUUUCUGUCAUUUUUUUGCUCAAUAAAUCUAUUAGAAUUGUUUGCCAUAAACUAAACCAAUUUUUUCAGGUGAACUUUAUUUAGAGAUUUUAGAUAAAAUAUAGUCAACCUUUUAAAAUAGUAUUCAUUUUAUGAGUAACACUACAAAAGAAAAAUAUUUAUAUAAAUUGACUGAUUUAUUCAUUGCCGAAACAGGCUUUAUUUAAAAAUAAUAAU